Messenger RNA from Ctenopharyngodon idella (grass carp), 1209 nucleotides. Its product is annotated as zinc finger protein jing homolog. Lineage: Eukaryota; Metazoa; Chordata; Actinopteri; Cypriniformes; Xenocyprididae. Bases 289 to 1209 code for a protein of 306 amino acids. The transcript has 2 exons. The record is from RefSeq and is a predicted model, not a curated record.
AAUAUAUAGAUAAUUAGAGAAUCCGCGAAACAAACCGUUGAGCUCCUAUGCUGUUAAUUUGAAUCGAUCUCGCAGGUACCGCCAAUCGCCAAACAAUUCGUUUCUAUGGGAACCGUGGAAGGUAAUUGCGUCAUUUGCUGACGUCACAGACCAGUAGCUUAUUUAAAGCCUGCACGCUGCACAUCUGUAUAGAGCCACUUGCAGUUUGUAUCUUAUAUUGUUUGACAACAGCUGUACAUCUGAUUAUCAGAUUUCUUUUGAUUUGUCAGCAUUAGAAACACACAUACAAUGGCUACUAACUACAGAGAGGUGUGUUUGGAGAUAUACUUAAACGGUGAAUUUUACAGCGGUGACAGUUGCUGGGUACCAGAUGGGGAAGAUGUGGAGUUGGAGUUUCAGAUCACCGAUGCCAUCUACGACCUUAUCGGUACCGAUCCAUCGGCACAGAUCCAUCUGGAGCUGCAGGCUGAGGCUGAUGAUCCCAUCUCAGUCAGUUACUGCGCUUCAGAGGGGAAUGUUGUGCAGCUUGUUGCUGAUGAGAUCAAGACAACAUCAGUCUGUGAAUGUGGAGCGAAAGAGAAGCAGCUGGAGACGGACGUCAAAAAUGUCGUCUCAGAGUUGGUGUCACGGGUGUGUGAAGGUCUGACUGACCCGGCAGGGCCUUCAACCGAAGUGGCAGAGAGCAGCAGUGGCAUGGGUGCUUCUCUUGAAGCCCCUGAGAUCCGCCCAACAGAAAGUACCAAUGGGUGGAUGAACACAAUUGGCACAUUCUUAAAAAGGCUUUUCUGGAGGGAUCCGGCUGUUCCAGAGCCAGUGUGUGUCACAGAUGCAAGCACAUCUGAAAUGGAUCUGGUCGAUACCGAGCAAUCACGUGUCCCAUUUCCUAGUGUUCCUGAGCCAGAACCUGAACCAGAGGAGUCAACUGUCCCAGGUCCAAGCAGUUCUGAGCCAGAACCUGAAUUGGAUCUGGCUGAUCCAGAGGAAUCUUGUGACCAGGUUCCAAGAGUUCCUGAACUGGACCUGGUUGAUCCAGAGUCAGAUGUCCCAGGUCCAAGCAGUUCCGAGCCAUUAAGUCAGGAGGUUGACGAUGAUGAUGCCAUCUCAGAUUUGAAGAGCCCUACACUGGUGUCUGAAGAUCUGAAGAUGGACGCUUCUCCUGAAACCCCUGAAGAGAACAGCCCAAAAAGUAAAUAUCAACAGAGCAUUUGA